AUUAACGUAAACCCAUACCGUUUACCAAUUCUUACCCACAAUGCACUUGGAAUGACAGGAAGCGUUCAAUUUCAGUUGGCGCGCCGCUUGCUUCGAGCUAAGUCGCUAAGUUGGUUAAAAACUGCUACUUUUUUAACAUUAGUCGUCUAUAUGUAUAUUGUGGUGAGACUUUAGUCAUGAAAGUGGCAGCUCCCAAUUUAGCAAUAACGUUGACUCAAGCUGUUAAUAAGGACGAAUCGAACCGCGUAUGCAACCGAAUCUUCACUUUUGCACAAUGGAGAGAUGUAAUCGGCUUUCCCUGCUUGGAAAGAUAAUCAUAUUUAACUGUAAGCGAGCUUCCGCCACAAAUGACUGCGAAAGAAGCGAGUUAAUAUUCUCCAGCCUUGCAUUUGAACGGGAAAACAACACGUUCCUGAAGGCAGCUGAUGGAGCAGCUAUCAUCAGCAGGAAAAGAUACGCGCAUUUGGAUAUAGUGAAAUGUAAAUGUGCCAUACACGUUCAGAAGAGAGCCACCACAGCUUGUAUUUUAGUGACAAAGAAAAGUGAGAAAGGGGAAAGCUUCCAGUAUAGUCUUCUCACACUGAGCAGCUCGAACCGCCUGGAGCCCUGCAUUGAGUUUAAACUCCCUUAUCAAAUUAGGGAGAAUGUGUAUAUCCUACAUGGCCCAACUGUAUUGUGGAGCCAUGCUAGUAAUGUCUUCUAUGCAUCUCUGGAGGCAGGAGAGGUGAGACAGAUACCCAUCCAGGUGUCCCACAGUGUUAUUGGAGAACUUCCCCUCCACAAAGAACACGUAUUUGUCCUUGGGCUGCACAACCUUUCAGACCAGUGCUCUAAUACUCAGUCCGCAAGCCAAACCUUGGGCUAUUUUGUUGAGAGUGGACAGGCGUUUGACUGCACAAUGAUUUUGCCUCAUCCCUACAUUUGCAUCACACGGUGCAUCUUGGUGCUAUCAGCUGAAAAAGUGGAUGAUGUGCUGAAAUCUGCCGUGAUUGUAGCAACUUCAAAUCAGCAACUUGUUUAUUUUGUGAAUGGCACAGUGAAAGACGUAUGUCCGCUCCCGUUUGAAAAACCUGAAAAUAUUCAGGUGGUCCACACAGGUAGAAAUGGCUGUUUGUUUGUCAUAUCUUUUCACCAGGGCCAUGUAUGUGCUAUGUGGAAGGAGACAUUUCAGAUAGCCUCUCACUGGUCAGGUGUCAGUUCUGUCCAUGUGGACGACUUCCUGGGAUGUGGAACAGACCAAAUGCUGUUGGUUUUUAAGGAUCAAGGCAUAACAGGACAGCAUUUGGAUACAUUUCUCCUCACUGAUCUCUGUGGUAUUUCAUAUUCUCAUGGUCAGGACAGUGGAGCCCCAAAGACGCCACCUCCUUCACCGGAGAAUGAUCUCCUCACUCUUCGAGCUUUAGAGUCCAGACUACAGAGUGGCUUGACCGUGCUUCAGGAGCUUCAAAGAGAGGUGAGGGUGAAGGACAGAGUUCUACAGCAGUCGGUUCGAGCACUUACCGAUGUGGUCUCAGAAAGGGAAACAAUUCUCACCCAGCAUGAGCAGGAAGGCCUUAUUGCUCUGUGGGACUGUGAUGAUGAGACGAAGGACGAGGCCUUGAAUGACAAGACACAAGACUUGCCAGCAGUGUCUUCAAAACCUCAAGUUGACAAGCUGUGGCAUCGCAUCACUGAGGAGCGAAUGGUUGUGGGAGUGAUACUAACUACUGACAGCUCAGUACCAGUGGCCAGUGUGAGCUUAUCCAUCCUGACAGAGACGGGUCAGAGCUCAACGCCUGCAGUCAUCCAGACCCAGAGCCAAGUGUUCUGGCUCCCUGCGCCCUCCUCCUCAUCAUCCUCCUCCUCCUCUGCAUAUAUGUUCUCAGAGCCCGCAGCCAAAAGAAGCAAGCAGCACAAUGCCGGCAGACCCAAUAAUCUCAACACAUGCAGACUGGCUGUGACUGCUGUGACCAGGCUGACGCCUCUGUUGAACUCUGGCUUUGUCAAGUGCCGUGUCAUGCUCCAUUACGUCCAGAGACAAGAUGCUUUUGCCCUUGUGAGCAACCUAACACCGGUUGUCCUACAUUGUGGUCAAUUUGCUUUAGACAUCCAUAGUGAUUUCCAAACCCAACUGUUGAAAAACCCAGAUCUCAAAAAAGAUGAAGUUAAAGAGGACUUGCUGAGUCUGAUGGCGGUGCUGGAUUGCUGGGUCUUCCACAUAGACUCUCCUGAGCACAGCUUAGGUGAUGUAGAUAGCUGGAUUCAGAAAAGAGUGGGUUGUAAGAAGAUAGAAGUGAGCCCUCAGUAUCUGCUGUUGAAUUGUUCAGGACCAUCUGCUCUAAUGCUGCUGCACUGGCAUCAGAUAACCCCUUUCCAGGGUGAACUGUCUGUCCACUCCAGCCAGUUACAGACACUCCAGUUUCUGGACUCUCUCUUGGCUUACCUCCCUGCGUCCUGUUCCAUCCAGCUUGUCAGAGGUACAAAAGGACAGGAUGCAACUCAAAUAUUUUCUUUGGCACUGGAGAAAGAGAUGGUGUCACUCAUAGAGUGUGUGUCAUCGCUACUUUGUGGAGAAGAAGAAGAAGAAGAAGAAGAGGUGGAGAAGAGGAAGAGCCUUGGACACGAGGAGACCCCAGAGCCAGGUUCUGUGAAGGGGCUCCAGAGGUGUAGGGAGGCAUUUCAGCAGGACAUGGUGAGGAGUAGGAUGAAGUUGAGCCCCCUGCUGGAUCUAGGAAGGUAUCGUAGGCUAACCCAAAGCAUGUCCAAAAUCCAGCUCGAUGGGGAUUUGGCAGCUCUCUUAGACACUCAGAGAACUUUUCUCUGCUAAUAGGCUGUAGAUGUGGUUGUCCCUUUGCAAAGUCUGGACACGCAGUUAGUACUAACGAUGGGGAAGCCAACUCUUUAGUAGUGUAUUGUGUCAAGUGUAAUGACCAAAGACAGUUUAUCAUGUAUGUUCUUUACAUUUUACCUGUACUGAUAGCUGCCCCCUUUGCUGCCUUGGUUAUGUCUCUGCUGUACUGUGUCUGCUUUGUUAUUCUCUGGUAUUGUUGUACUAAUAUGUAUCGUCUGCUGCAGAGUCAGCCUAUUUCCACUGGAUCACCUCCUGGUUUACAAAGCCUUAAUCUGAUACUGAUGUUAUACUGCUCUCUGCUCAGGUUUUUCUUUUAGUUUGUGUCCCUACACCCUCUGUAUUCACAAAUUCUCUUUAAUGUCUGUUGUUGCUGCUGUGAGCUAUUCAGUAGGAGAGAGACCACUUUCAUCCUGGAGUGGGCAACUGUUUGUGUUAUAAAUAAAGGCAACAGCUGAUGGUUAGAGUAAGGGGGUUGUACAUCUGCUCAGUGGAUGGGUUUGACUGAAAGCUUUUAGUGGUACUUUUCCACUUAUGGUUCAGUUGUUUUCCUGUGAAACGAUGUAAAUAAAAGAAAUUGUCCUUG
Messenger RNA from Etheostoma spectabile (orangethroat darter), 3413 nucleotides. RefSeq names its product FA complementation group B (gene fancb). Gene Ontology annotation, biological process: interstrand cross-link repair; negative regulation of double-strand break repair via homologous recombination; replication-born double-strand break repair via sister chromatid exchange. NCBI's taxonomy places the organism in Eukaryota, Metazoa, Chordata, Actinopteri, Perciformes, Percidae. The record is from RefSeq and is a predicted model, not a curated record. The transcript has 8 exons. Bases 248 to 2806 code for a protein of 852 amino acids. Gene Ontology annotation, cellular component: Fanconi anaemia nuclear complex.